AUGGUCCCUGGAACUGAAUUGCCAAUAGAAUAUUGGUUUUACAAUGAGGUGUUCAAAUGGCGAUGUGGCGCUAGUGUAUGGUGGACAGCAAUAUUCAGCAUUAUCACUAGCACUUUGUACAUUCUUCUCUCCUAUCUCUUGACACUGUCAGAUUAUUUCAGUGCUUUGUUCACACUUUAUUCGUUUUUAUUUGUGCUAUUUGCUCUUGGCAUCCACAUUUUGAUGGCUAUUUACAACACCACUCAAUGUACAGUUUUGCCGCGAAUAUCUGUAACUCGACUUGGAAAUGUUGUUGCCUUUUUCAAACCAAAAUGCAUUCUGCAAUGCAUUUUCUUCAUUAUGUCAAGUAUUUUUAUCACCAUUUUUGCUUCAUGGAUCAUGAAACCUACUUUAGCAAAUUUAACUCUUCCUUGUGCAGAAAAAAGUGAAGGUAGAUGCCUCAAUGAACACAAACUGUUUUUGAUUGUGGUUGCCAUCUAUCAAGGCCUCUUAUAUCAUCUGCAUUAUUAUGUCAACCAAUAUGAAUACACUCAUUUCCUAAUUAUUCAGCAAGCCAAGUUCUUCCACAUCAAAAGUCAACUAUUCCCAAUCUUCAUAGAAUCAAUUAAGCUUAUUUUUAAACAACUGGUUAUAUUCUAUCCUGUUUUUUAUAUUUUAGGUCAUCUUCCCAGAGAUAUGGCAGCUAGCAUUUUGGGGCUUGAAAUAUCUUCAAAUGCAAGUUUGUCAAGCAUCAAUAACCUUCUUCAGCCAGACUUGUUUCUGCAAGCUUUGUUAUUAGGAACUUAUGUUUACUUCUUGUGGAAUUUAUCCAUUCUGCUGCUCAAAACAUAUAUCACUGAGAGUUAUGAAUUCAAUAUUGAAUCAGGGUUUCAGUAUCUCUCAAACAAAUGUCUUCAUAACGCACUCACCUGUAAGAAUAACCCUUGGGUUCAGUAUCUUGGAUUCCAGGAUUUAUUCCAGUUGUCCAGAUUUUCUUUUGCCCGACGACAAGUAAUUUUCAGUGCUACCUUUCCAGGCUGUCAUCCUAAGAACUGGACAAAGAUUUACCACACUUGUUUAGAGACACUGACUGCUUUGAAGGACUCUACUCAGGAAUUCAAUCAUAAUGCUUUUGUCUCUGCUGCUGUUCCCCAACACAACACUUCUAACUGGCUUAUACAAAAUUCAGCAGCUCCUGUUAGCCGCUACAUGAAGCCAACAUCUGUGGGAAAUAUUAGUCUUGAUGAAACUGCAAAUGGUGCACUACACAAAGAAGAAAAAACAAAAAUAAGCCUGUCAACCAAGAUAUGGGAUGCUCUGAAGAAAAAACCUGUUUUUGGUUAUUUCCUGCGUGACUUGCCAGAUGCUACUGCACGUAAACUCUUCUCUUCUGUACAAAUUCAUAUAUGGGCUGUUGAAGGUUUGUCCUGUCUUGUAGCUGCUUCCCUUAUUGAAGAUUCUCUUGGAAUUGUACAACAAAAUCUGCCGCUUAUACUUGAUGUUCUGUUAUCCUUGUAUGAGAAUGUAGAGAGACAUUUCAAAUUAACUUCUAAUCUUGGACGACGAAGUCCAAACAAUGUUAACACUUCCUAUGAUCUCAUGUUGCGACAUGCAUUCCGUUCAGCUCUCAAGUCAUCAAUCUACAGGAUUGUAACUACAUUUGGCAGCUGCAUUAUGGAUUUCCAGCUAGGCCCUGAACAAAAGAGACGCCUCAAAUUAUUCCUUGAAUAUAAAGAAUAA
Acanthosepion pharaonis is the source of this 1719-nucleotide messenger RNA. Lineage: Eukaryota; Metazoa; Mollusca; Cephalopoda; Sepiida; Sepiidae. The record is from the annotation of a GenBank genome assembly.